AUGGACGAUCUGAGCCGCGCCGUCGAGGUUGCUGAUAUGGCAGUGGCUGCCACGCCUCAGGACCACCCCGAUCUUGCUAGGCGGUUGAGCAACCUUGGAAACAAUCUCGGCAGGCGAUUCGAGCGCACCGAUUCCAUGGACGAUCUGGACCACGCCAUCGAGGUCGCUGAUAUGGCAGUGGCUGCCACGCCUCAGGACCACCCCGAUCUUGCUAGGCGGUUGAGCAACCUUGGAAACAAUCUCGGCAGCCGAUUCGAGCGCACCGAUUCCAUGGACGAUCUGGACCACGCCACCGAGGUUGCGCAUAUGGCAGUGGAUGCCACGCCUCAGGACCACCCCGAUCGAGCUGGGUGGUUGAACAACCUUAGAAACCGCCUCGGCAGGCGAUUUGAGCGCACCGGUUCCAUGGACGAUCUGGACCGCGCCCUGUCCUCGUACAAAGAUGGUUGGCGUUGCGAAGUCGCUCCCCCGUCUAAACGUAUUCAUCUGGCUUGGAAGGCCGCUAGCAUUCUUACCCGACGGUUGAAUUGGGAUGAAUCAAGUCAGCUGCUGGAGGAAGCCGCAAGGCUCCUCCCGACCGUGAGCCCACGAUCCCUGCAGAAUGCCGACAAGCAGCACAUGCUUUCAGAUUUUGCUGGCUUGUCUUCCAUGGCCGCGGCUACGGCCUUGAAUGCGGGAAAGGAGGCUCAUCAUGCCCUGGAGCUCCUUGAACUCGGUCGUGGCGUUAUUGCCAGUCUCUUGUUGGAGAUGCGUACGGACGUCUCAGACCUGGAAGAGCAGCAUCCCGGGACAAUGCUCCCGACCUCUCGUGAGAGCCCACUUUCCCAGGAAUCGCAGCUAGAACGGCACCGUGAAGCAGAGAUCCGGUUCAACGAAGUUGUUCACGAGAUUCGCACUCACCCUGGAUUCGAGGACUUUUUGCACCCGCCCGCGGCCGAGCAGUUGAUGACCGCGGCACGUCUAGACCCCAUCGUUGUUAUUAACGCCCAUUCCUUGUGGUGUGACGCAUUCAUUGUUGACCUACAUGAUAUCAAGGCGUUGCAAUCAUCCAACUCAUCUGAAGGAUUCAACCUCCCUCAAAUGACGAUUGGCCUCAUGUUUGAGUCAUCUCAUCUUACGGAACGUCCAUCAAGGCGCUAA
Messenger RNA from Hirsutella rhossiliensis, 1140 nucleotides. RefSeq lists its product as uncharacterized. The coding region runs from base 1 to 1140 and encodes 379 amino acids. Gene Ontology annotation, molecular function: protein binding. The transcript has 5 exons. The record is from RefSeq and is a predicted model, not a curated record. Lineage: Eukaryota; Fungi; Ascomycota; Sordariomycetes; Hypocreales; Ophiocordycipitaceae.